AUGUGCUAUGCCAUGUGCUAUGCCAUGUGCUACACAUGCUUUCUCAAGGCGUGUGGCGUCAACGCCACGUGCAUCAAGGACAGUGUUGGAGUGGCGUCCUGCGUGUGCAACGCUGGCUAUGCCCUUCAGCCUGACGGCACCACAUGCACUGACACAUGCGCACUCAAGGCAUGUAGGGGGAAUGGCACGUGCGUCAAGGACAGCACUACUGGAGUGGCGUCGUGUGUGUGUGACACUGGCUUUGAACUGGAAGCGGAUGGCAGGACUUGCUCUGACACAUGCGCACUGAAGGCAUGUAGGGGGAAUGGCACGUGCAUAAAGAACAGCACUACUGGAGUGGCGUCCUGUGUGUGUGACACUGGCUUUGCGCUGCAGGCGGAUGGCAUGACGUGCAUUGAUACAUGCACACUCAAAGCCUGUGGGAGCAACGGCAAGUGCAUCAAGAACAGCACUACUGGAGUGGCGUCCUGUGUGUGUGACACUGGCUUUGUGCUGCAGCCUGAUGGCAGGACGUGCACCGAUACCUGUGUCAUCAAGGGCUGCAACGCUGCAGUUACCGAUUGCGUGAAGGACGCUGCAGGCGCCGCCUCCUGUGUGUGCAAGCCGGGCUACCAGAAUGUAUCGGGCACGUGCAUGGGGCCUGCCUCGUGUGGGGUCUGCCCUGCAGGAGCCACCUGCUCUCCGGUGCCGUACAGCAAAGCCGCCUACUGCCUGUGCCCUCCUGGCUUUGGCAUGACCGCCGCUGGUUGCGUGCUCGGCGCCACCCCCACCGUCUCCUCGACCAGCUUCUCCUACUACAUGCUCCCAAGCUUCGGCAUAACACCUGCCGCCUACACCAUGCGCCUCACCUACAACGGCUGCACCAACCUCACAGCCUCCUCUGCUCUAGACAUCAAGUCCUACUGCGAUGUGGAGCGGGCGCCUGGGGGCGCGGGCGACUGCACUGAGAUCCGCCAGUACCACCAGCCGGGGUGCAUUGGAUCGUACAGCUUGUUUCCUAUCACGCCAGGGACUGGCGUCAGCACUGGAUGCAUUGUGUGA
This is a messenger RNA of Closterium sp. Yama58-4, 1041 nucleotides long. The record is from the annotation of a GenBank genome assembly. Lineage: Eukaryota; Viridiplantae; Streptophyta; Zygnematophyceae; Desmidiales; Closteriaceae.